GUCUGGCUCAAUGUGGAACGAGGGGCUACUUGAUGCGUCAUUUGCGCCCUUGAGUCAUUGAGCGACCAGCUGGACUCGAAGGAGUUGGACUGGUGCCAUGGCAGUUGCACCCGACGAUGAGAACUCCAAGGUUCUGCCGGGCAUCGAGGCGCUGCGUUUGAUGGGUGCCACUGCAGACAGCCGGGAGCGGCCCUCUACACUCAUUUGGAUCACCGCGUUCUGUGCAUAAGCAGCUUGUGGGAUUAUUCUGGUGUGCAUCUUUGACCAAGAUCAAGCCCACUUCGGGAUCGCCGUCGCUGCCUACCCUGUGGCUCUGGUUCCCAUGUUUGCACUAAUGUUGGCGCGGCCCGUCCGGAGCGCCCAGUUCCGGCAGAUGGAGGAGUUUCCAGGGGCAGUGUCUAGGGCUGCGGCAGUGCGGAAGAAGUGGCGUUCAUCUUGGAUUGCUGGACUGUUGCCUUCACUGGGCGCGACAGUGCUGCUGGGGGUCUUCUUGCUGCAUGAUCCAGCGCAGAGCAACGAGCUUGAGUUGCGUGCAGUUGGAGUAGUGCUCUACGGGCUGAGCAGCAUUCUUCCCACGGCGAUCUCUGUUUUCCAUAGCUUCACGCUCUAUGGAGCCAUGGACCUUACAUUGGCAGCAACCUGUGGGGUGGCCGAUUCAGUCGUCGAAGGAAUGGCCCUCCCAGAGCUGGCCAAGGCGACGCUGGGCCUCAAAGGCCUCUAUGACGACUUGUCGCUCACAGCAAUCGCCUCCUUGCUGCAGGUUACAGCCAUGCUGUCGAGCUUCACCGCGCAUUUGGCCGUGGUUCUGGCCAAGUGGCCGGCGCCUCCGGCUUUCUUCGUCCUCCAAGCCUUGCUGGUUUUCGUGGGGGCUCUGACGAUGCCAGUACCCGCAGCCCAGAUCUCAGCAGAGCUGGAUCGUAUUGUUGUCGCACUGGCCAUGCGUUCCCUGAAGGCAGACUCCAUGUUGGUGCACCCCAGCGGAGAUAUAGGUGAAGGCGCUGGCAUGCAUGCAACGGAUUUGUUCCUGCUGCGCCUGGGCAAAGCGCGCUUGGGCUUUUUCAUCGGGGGCUUGCCGGCCACCACCGCCUUCUUCUCUGGUCUGAAGCUGGUCUUCUUGCCGAUCCUUCUGGCCGUCGUGCGAAGGCACGUGGAUCUGGGGCUGUGAGCGCGGCGGUUUUUCAUCGGCAGCGAAGCUUUGCAUGAUUUCGUUUUUGAGACCGCUCGCCAUCUUCAGUCUGUUUCACGCUUGGCUGGUUUCACCCGUCGCGCCAUCUCAAACAGACUCUUCACG
This is a messenger RNA of Effrenium voratum, 1291 nucleotides long. The record is from the annotation of a GenBank genome assembly. NCBI's taxonomy places the organism in Eukaryota, Dinophyceae, Suessiales, Symbiodiniaceae.